CUAGACGUGUUUGUACACAGAUGUACACAAUAGCGAAGGAGAUGCAGUUCUAUUUACGACUGACAAGACUGUCAAGUAUUUACUGAUCUUGCAGGAAAGAAACUGUUUGGUUUUGGGAAGACUUUCACCAGAUUCGAAACCAUAGAAAUGCGUCUUCUAUGUGUCGCAUUACCGAUUUCAAUAUUAAAGAUGAAGAAUAUCUCAACACAAAAACAUAAAGUAACUGCCAAACAAAUGCAAACACGCUGUCAGUGUCAGCAUAUUCUGACGGUACCUGGAUGAUGUGAGAAUUAUUCCCAAGUCUGUGGUUACCUCAUUAAAGGUUUCUAAAACAGCAGUCGCUUUCAACACUGGGUAAACUCAGCUUCCAGGAAAAUAACGGAAACCGUUCAAGAGAAACCAAUCGGCUGUAUUAUUUGGAGGAAGAGACACAGAAUGCUGGAGUGAACUCAGCGGGACAGGCAGCAUCUCUGGGAAGAAGAAAUGAGUGACGUUUCGGGUCGAGACCCUUCCUCGGGCUGUAUUAUUUGGACUUGUGUCUUAAAAAAAUCUUCUAAACUUCGCUGUUCGCCGUUUGUAGGAUUAAAUUCUUCGAAUGGAAAUUCACACACUUGAGACUACCGACCUGGACUGCCCACAACAGAAGCUGCGCCGUUCGCGAGAAGCAACGCGUUUGGAAUCAAAGAACGGUUCCAGUCAGCAGGAACAGUGCGGAGAGAGCGGGCAGCACCGCCGGUGUAAAUCAGAUGACUCGGGCUCCGAAGACAACUCGGCCAAAAAGAAGCAGCGGAGGCAGCGAACGCACUUCACCAGCCAACAGCUGCAAGAACUGGAGGCGACUUUCCAGAGGAACCGCUAUCCAGACAUGUCCACCCGAGAGGAAAUAGCGGCGUGGACAAACCUUACCGAGGCCAGGAUCAGGGUGUGGUUUAAAAAUCGCAGAGCGAAGUGGAGGAAGCGGGAGCGCCACCAACAAACUGAACUGUGUAAGACUGGGUUUGGAGCUCCGUUCAACGGGCUGGUUCAACCCUACGAGGACAUGUACUCCGGGUAUUCAUACAAUAAUUGGGCCACCAAAGGACUCGGCACCAAUCCCAUCUCCGCCAAAGGUUUUUCCUUCUUCAAUUCCAUGAAUGUGAACUCGUUGUCAUCGCAAGCCAUGUUUUCCGCCCCCAACUCCAUCCCUUCCAUGACUAUGGUUCCUUCCGCUUUACCUGGCACAAGCUUGAAUAACUUGAACAGCCUUGGCAGCCCUUCGUUGAACACAGCGGUCGCUGCCUCUCCUUGCCCCUACGGAUCUAGCUCGAGUCCAUACGUGUACCGGGACAACUGCAACACCAGCCUGGCCAGCCUGAGACUGCGAGCCAAGCAUCACUCCUCGACCUUCAGCUACGGGCCGGUGCAAAACCCAGCUCCCAACCUCAGCCCCUGUCAGUAUGCAGUGGAUCGACCAGUAUAAAACGGACUUCGUGUUUUACACGCCUCGUUUGUGGGUGUUCCGGGGUUGGGGAAAUGGGGGUGGGGGAAGUAAUGAUCAGUGCUGAUUUCCCGAGCGACACUAUAAUUAGAUAAUACCAAAAUCCUCGGUUAGAGACUGCAGAAUGACCCUCCAGAGUGUCCAGCGCGUUUACGAUAUGGUCAGUCAUUGUCCUCGUCGUAUACAAACGCUGGAUAACCUGAUCUCCAAUCUUUGUGUGUUUGGCCAAUGCAGAAAAACACGUUAUUUUAACUGCUUAGAAAUUGCAAGGGAAUGCAUAACCACCCCCCUCCACUAAAUUCCACAACUUUGAAGAACAUUAACAAUUGCGGGUUGCUCAAAAGAGUACUCUCCAAAUGUCCUGGAAGUUGGAAACAAGUUGCCCAUUGGCCUUUCCUACCCAGUUUCCUCUUAUCCAUACCUCAUCGCAUGGAGGCGACCACUACCUCUCCCCCUCUAAUCCCCCCCAAACCUCCACUCCACCCGUUGGGGUUCUCUGUGCUGGAAGGCAAGGCAAAUGUCUAAAUUGCCCAGUUAUUGAUUACCCGAUAAAUCGCUGAUAGACAACAAUCAAUGAACGAAACCCCUAGCAUCUCCAACAGACCCAGGUAUGUCGCACUGAAGUGGUUGGUGGUUUGGAUACAAAAUCUAGUCAUAGGCUGAAAGGUUUCCUCAAGAUCCCGUAUUACUGGAAAAGUGGAAAUAAAAAAAUUAGGAGGAAUCUCUUGAUAAUCCGGGGUAUAUUUUGAAAUAUUAAUAAUCUCCUUGUAGCGUUUGAUUGUUUUCCUAUCAAUAGGGCAGUCCGAAAAUGAAAUGGAUCUUUUUUUUUUAGUUUGUUUAUACAUUAUUAUUUUAUGGGAAUUCCUUUUUUUUUUGUCGACUUGCUUUUGAAGAGUUUCAUCGCAGUUGUGCUGUCUAAUUCGAGUUAUUUAAGCAUUGUAGCACGCAUUCGCCUGUUGCUUGGAGAAUUCCUGGUUUAAUAAAUUGAUAAGACACGGACACGAAUAGGAAAUGCCAACCUCUGGUCCCUGUGCGCUCAAGACUAGGCCGUACCAUUGACCUGAAACCUUUGCUCCUGGGUCAAUUUAAACUGAUUAGGUUAAAUUUCCUGCUUUAGCAAAACGCCGGGGCGUCAGGGCUUGCUUUCGAAUCCCCAAAUGUAUUAAACACCGUCGCGUAGGAAGGAACUGCAGAUGCUGGUUUAAAUCGAAGGUAGACACAAAAUGCUGGAGUAACUCAGCUGGACAGGCAGCAUCUCUGGAGAAAAGGAAUGGCUGACGUUUCGGGUCGAGAUGCUUCUUCAGUCUGCCGUCUGUAAUUAAACAUUUGCUAUUAAACACCGCCGUUUGUUGACUACUAGAGGCAGAACUAAAUGCAGAAUCUCUUUAUUUGCUGUUAUCUAAUGGGAUACUGAAUAGUGGGUGAUUAGUAACAUUAAAAUAUUACUUGGAAGUUUUAGACGGUGUUGCAAUUUUAAGUUUCGGGGACCUUUGCGUAGGAUCUACCCAUUAAGGAGUAGAAGGACUCAUUUUUGCCUUAUUUGACCCGUUGAGUUACUCCUGCUUUUUGCCUUAUUUGAAAAUGGGUUUACAAGCCCGAGUUCUACUCUUAUUUUCACCAUUUGGCUCUGAGCUCCGCAUUUACAGGUUCCCAGAGUGAAGCAGGGGGAUUCAGAGCAACACGGGGGGGCAAAUCUAAAACGGAAGAGGGGCUCGGUCGGAUUCAUGCGCGAACAGGGAAAUGGCAAAUCUACUCUUUCUAUGUGUGUUUUUUUUAACCAUCAAAUGCAAACGCUUCCGUCGUGAUAGAACGAGCCCAACCUGUGCGAUUGUGGAGCUUUCUCCGGGUAGGAAAUGUUUGAGGCCGGGGAACCGCCAUGAAUUGGUUUGCAGGUUGGAAUAAACCGAAGCUUUGA
Amblyraja radiata (thorny skate) is the source of this 3392-nucleotide messenger RNA. Its product is annotated as pituitary homeobox 3-like. The coding region runs from base 596 to 1459 and encodes 287 amino acids. The transcript is spliced from 4 exons. Gene Ontology annotation, cellular component: nucleus. Gene Ontology annotation, molecular function: RNA polymerase II cis-regulatory region sequence-specific DNA binding; DNA-binding transcription factor activity, RNA polymerase II-specific. Gene Ontology annotation, biological process: regulation of transcription by RNA polymerase II; anatomical structure morphogenesis. NCBI's taxonomy places the organism in Eukaryota, Metazoa, Chordata, Chondrichthyes, Rajiformes, Rajidae. The record is from RefSeq and is a predicted model, not a curated record.